This is a messenger RNA of Xenia sp. Carnegie-2017, 783 nucleotides long. Its product is annotated as sperm-specific H1/protamine-like protein type 2. The record is from RefSeq and is a predicted model, not a curated record. Gene Ontology annotation, molecular function: DNA binding. Lineage: Eukaryota; Metazoa; Cnidaria; Anthozoa; Malacalcyonacea; Xeniidae. Gene Ontology annotation, biological process: nucleosome assembly. The transcript has a single exon. Bases 32 to 586 code for a protein of 184 amino acids. Gene Ontology annotation, cellular component: nucleosome.
UUUCUGACAAAACCCAAGAAAGACCAAGAAAAUGGCUCCCAAAGCUAGGAAAACAAAAACCAUCAGAAAGGCGGCCGCUGGCGGCGCCAAGAAAUCUGUAAACAUCGAAAUGGUGAAAGAUGCAGUAGCUGCACUCCGAGAAAGGAAUGGCUCUACCAUCAACGCCAUCUUAAACUACUUAGUUCGAACGAAGCAAGUAUCAAGGAGCUCGCGAACGCUAGUUAUCCUAGCCAUUGGACGGGCUUGCCGCGAGGGAAGUAUGGCAAAGAAAUCACCAAACACAUUUGUCCUAAAAGAAAUUGGAAGGAGAAAAGUUUCAUCACCCAAACAGCGCAAGCGUAAAGCUAAACGAGCAAAGAAAAGAACAACAAAGAGCGCAGCCAAACGACGUCGAAGACAGCGCAAACGAAAGGGCUCAAGAAAACCCAAACGAGGCACAAAACGACGAAAUCGAAAGGCAACCAGAAAGACGAGAAAACCUCGUAGAAGCCGCAAAGCAACGCCAGCUAAAUUUAGGAAACCUGUGGCUGCGAUGCGAAGACGCCCAGCACGAAGGGCUGCAAGACGCAUCAACUAUCGCGAGUGAAAAAGAAACCAAAAAUGAAGAGAAACCAAGAACUUUAAGACCUUUGUUCAACUGAUGAUUAAGAAUUGAGAUCUGAAAAGAACAUCUUGAACUGGGUGAUAGUUAAUGUAGCGAAGCAUGCCUGUAUAACACUUUUUCAAAAUGAAAGUGUACAUAGCUUAUGAAAUGAAAUAAAGAACAGUUUCAAAGCAAAUGAA